This is a messenger RNA of Cutaneotrichosporon oleaginosum, 868 nucleotides long. RefSeq lists its product as uncharacterized. Gene Ontology annotation, cellular component: precatalytic spliceosome. Lineage: Eukaryota; Fungi; Basidiomycota; Tremellomycetes; Trichosporonales; Trichosporonaceae. The record is from RefSeq and is a predicted model, not a curated record.
UGUCCAUCCUCCUCGCCCUCUAAAACAUGGCCACCGCAGGCCGCACCCAGACCGUGCAUGGCGGCGACCCACAAAACCUCGUGGAAAAGGUCAUCCGCGCGCGCAUCUACGACUCGACGUACUGGAAAGAACACUGCUACACGCUGAAUGCCGAGACGCUCAUUGACAAAGCGAUCGCACUGCACGCCAUCGGCGGCGUGUACGAGCGCCAGACGCCUACGCCGUUCAUGUGCCUCCUCCUGCGCCUGCUGCAGCUGCAGCCCGAAAACGAGAUUCUGUUCGAGUACCUCCUCGCCGAGGAGUUCAAGUAUCUGCGCGCCCUCGCGGUCAUGUACAUCCGCCUGACGUUCCGGAGCAUGGAGGUGUACGAGAUCCUCGAGCCGCUGAUGAAGGACUACCGGAAGCUGCGGUAUCGGCAGGUCGGCGGGUAUACGCUCACGACGUUUGACGAAUUCAUCGACGAGCUCUUGACGCAGGACCGCGUGUGCGACAUCAUCCUCCCGCGGCUGACGCAGCGCGCCGUUCUCGAGGAGACGGAGGGGCUGGCGCCGCGCAAGUCGCUCCUCGAGGACGAGGAGGAGCGGGGGCGGCGCGCGAUGGCGACGCCCUCGGACGGGGGGUCGCGCGAGAGCUCGCCCGAUCUGCGACGGCGCAGCCGCAGCGCCUCGUCAGGCUCAAGCCGGAGCCGCUUCGUCUCGCGCUCGCCCAGCCGCAGCGACUCGGAGGACGAAGGCGAGGUCGGCGACACGCGGCGAUUCGUGUCCCGCUCGCCCAGUCUGUCGCCCGACCGCGAGAUGGCCAUGCAGGGGGACAAGAUCGAGGGCGACGUGUAGAUUCGGGUAUAGACAUGCAUAGCUGUAUCACUGUC